Molecule: messenger RNA, 1573 nt
Organism: Annulohypoxylon maeteangense
Lineage: Eukaryota; Fungi; Ascomycota; Sordariomycetes; Xylariales; Hypoxylaceae
Product: Zn-dependent exopeptidase
Exons: 5
Coding region: 298-1404 (368 amino acids)
Biological process (GO): proteolysis
Molecular function (GO): metalloexopeptidase activity
Source: RefSeq, a predicted model, not a curated record
UCGAUCAAAGAAGAAUGCGGGGCUACAUGGGUCGAUCGAUUCUUCUCUGAUUGAUUUCCUGCCUGAAAGCCGUGCCCCACGCGCCUCAUGAUCAUCGUCGGUGUUGCAUGGUUAGGCCUAGUCGAGGAGGGAUGCAACCUUCCAACAUAAGAAGCUUGGUAAGUCUAAUCUUAGGUCUAUGUAUGCCAUCAUGAGGACCUACAUAAGGAAGCCCGAGUCCUCGGGAUAAUUCUCAGAUCAGCCUUUAGCUAUCUUCUAUCUCGAUCACUCGCUUCGACAAUCCCCAAGGCUUUCAAUAUGGUUCGCUCAAUCAUGGUUGCAGCUCUAGCUGCCACGGCGACAGCUCUUUCAGCUAGUCGGCAUGCGGCUAGGAAUGUAGAGCUAUUCACGAUCGAUCUAGGGUCUGGCGAGACUCAGAUUGUGACCGAGGAAGAGAAAUGGGCUCUCAAGAAAGAAGGCAAAACUUUCAUGGACAUAACCAAUCACCCUAACCUCGCAUCCUCAGCAUCCCCCAAGCGCGCCGUCGCAGCAGUCGCGUAUCCCUCGGCAAUGGCCCAAGAAGACACUGUAAAAAGUCUCAUCGGCAAGCUGGACAAGACAUAUGCUGAAGAGAAGCUGACGACCUUCUCCAACUUCUUCACCCGUUUCUACCUGUCCGACCAAGGCAAGCAGGCUUCAGACUGGCUACUCUCCGAGGUCCAGGCCGUCCUUGAAGCAAGCGGGGCUAAGGGCGCGUCGGCGAAGGCGUUCCCCCACAAUUGGGUGCAGAGUAGCAUCAUUGCCACGAUCCCCGGGAAAUCUACCGACAAGAUCAUAAUCGGGGCUCACUUGGAUUCGAUUAACCAGAGAAACCGUACUGGAAGGUCUCCCGGUGCCGAUGACGACGGUUCUGGCUGUGUAACGACGCUGGAAGCUCUGAGGGUUCUCCUGACCGACCCAAAGAUUGUAGCCGGAGAAGGUCUCAACACUCUAGAGUUCCACUGGUAUUCCGGUGAAGAAGGUGGCUUGCUUGGCAGCGGUGACAUCUUCGAUGCAUACUCCGAAAACAAAACCGUUGUUAAGGCCAUGCUCCAACAGGACAUGACCGGCUUUGGAUCGAACCCCAUGGGCGUUAUCACCGACCGAGUCGAUUCAGGCCUUACCGCGUACAUGCGAAAAGUCAUCGACGCCUACACCGAAAUCGGCUACGUAGACUCCCAAUGCGGCUACGGAUGCUCCGACCACGCCUCCGCCAUGGCCGCGGGGUACCCCGCCUCAUUCGUGAUCGAGUCGGCGAUGGACAUCACAAACCAGGACAUCCACACCGACCGCGAUACCAUUGACAAGAUCAACUGGGAUCACCUGCUCGAACACGCCAAGAUGGUUGUCGGGUACGCUUACGAAUUGACGUUUGCGGAGUUGUAAGCUUUAGCGGCGUUUGUUCGUUUCUGAUUUCGACAUUGGAUGACAUCGUCGAAACCGCUGUGUUACUGGAUAGGUUGAUGAUUAAAAAAGACUAGGAGAUAAGAAGUUAAUAAUUAGUACCUAUUUCUACGCCACUUGCAUCUGUCCUUAUCAAGCCCCCUUUUUCACA